This is a messenger RNA of Amoebophrya sp. A120, 2276 nucleotides long. The record is from the annotation of a GenBank genome assembly. NCBI's taxonomy places the organism in Eukaryota, Dinophyceae, Syndiniales, Amoebophryaceae.
AUGCGGUCUCUGUACCUGCUAUCGUAAGAAAAAACUGUUUCACUGUGAAUUUGUGAUGCAUAGAAUGGAACGCAGAACUAUUUGUCUUGCUACACCUGCAAGACAUUGGAUUUCUAAGCGUGUUUUCCCUUGGGAAGCGCGCAUGGCAAAUUUUCGGUGUCAUGCGUAGCAAACUUGUGAUGCGGAUUCUGCAAAACCAUCACAGUGAAGCAGUCUUUUCGUGGGAUACCUGCUCCUCUUCGAGUGCGGUCGAGGUCAUUUCUCUUCCUCUAUCCUGAGUAAAAACGUCCCCACCCCAUAGCUGUCAUGCAGAUUUGCGAUUACAGGAAGAUUUGUAAUGCGCAUCUCCACGAGAGGCAUUUCCAAAUCCAAUCGCGUUUUGGAAUUUGUAAUGCCGGAAAAAGGGUGAGCAGAUGGAGUUGCGAUGCGGCUGCACUUGCUAAACUGCACUACGCUACGGACUGGAAUUUGUCAUGCGUUGCUCCCAAGGCUUCUGGGUUUGUGUCGCUAAGCUCCCAACAACUUGACUCUGGUGUGGGGACGUUUUUACAAAUGAUACCUUCCUCGGUAACUUCAUCAUCGACUAGUUUUUCGUUCGACUGCCUUCGCGAUUGCACACCCACGGUCACUCCCGAGCUAUGAGACAGAGUGCACAACUCCCCCUCCCCCUCAUUGUCAUUUGUAUGGCAUGAUUGAACAGCAACACAAGCAACAGCAGAGAGCGGGCUUUCGCAUGCCAAAUCUGCGUGCGGGUUGUAUUUCUAUUUGAGGAGGUUCUAAAAUUUGUGAUGCUAGCAGUGCUUACGAGCAAGGUGUGAGUUUGGUACUUUGCAUUACAAAUGAGGGGGAAGCGGGAAUUGUGGACUCUCAUACGAGCACCGGUAUUUCAACAAGAACUUCGUCCUAUCCUGUGCAAAAGUAUCGUACUCGUAUUGCCAUCAUGCAUUACAAAUCUUCUUUUUAAGGCAAAUCCGCAUUACAAAUUUUAUUUCUCAUGCUGAGGAAAUUUGUAAUGCAUUUAUACGAGUGCGAUACUUUUGCAGUUCAUACGUCCGGACCAAGACCGAGCCCGCGGCUGUGAAAUGCGGGGUAUGCAUCGCAAAUAUGUCUUCAUCUGGGUCCUCUUGGUGGAUGCAUGCAAUAAACUCAACAUCACACAAAAAUUUCUCAUGCAUAGACGGCACAGUAAGGGGGGCACCUCCAUUUCUUGAUGCCAGCGAGAGGGGAUGACCUGCAUUGAGUCACCUGUUCAAAACCUGUAGCGCUAGAGCUCGAAUGCCAGAUUUUUUGGGCCAUAGAGAGACAACACGACAAAAACCCGCAAUACCAUCGAGAACCAGAGGGACAUAUUUUCGUUUGAUACGGAGCGAGGACCUACCACACUGCUAGUCCGGAUUUUGCCGGGGACCGCAGCUGUGCGACACGCUGUGCGGUGGCAGAGAAUCAGGCGCAGUGUGAAGAUGGGGCAACCAGACAACGAACUGGUUUUGCGAGUAGUCACGGCGCGUCUACAACAACUCUGAUGUUGCAAGAGAAGUCCGCCAGCAUUUCCUCACCCGCGCCAAGAACGGUGAGGACGAUAAGCAAGGCGAACUUUCGAAGGUUUUUCCGCCAAAACAAUAAAUCUCGCGAACAACAAGAUACUAGUCCUAGCAGCAGAAGCCUCGUCGUCGCGAAAAAUGCGAUCAGCAUGGCCGGUGCGGCUGCGGGAGCCAAUUAUUUCUUGAAAAAAGCCUGCCCGCAACCGCGGGCCUGCGGCUGCACCUGUGUGUGCCCGGAACUGGUGUACGUGCCCCCGCCGAACGCCAUCCGCCAAACCAGUUUUCUCGAAGAAAAAGCUACGACGGCGAAAAAUGCGAAAGCGAACACGAAACCCUGCGUCGGAGCGGAGUGCGGGCCGGAAGGCUGUCCCGACGUAGCGCCCUGCAAUUGCUACUGCAGCUGCCGCGGAAAGGUGCCGAUGAAGCCGUGACGAAGGGAAGUAGAAAGGCGAAACAAGCGAAAGUGGCGAAACUUUUGAAUGCAGUUCGUAGGAAGUAGGGAGAAUGAGAAAGACGAACGAGCAACCUGAUCUUAGGGGUCUCGGUGUGCGACGUUGAGACAAAGGUGAAGAUGACUGACUGACUCUUAUUUUUUCCCGCAUUUGAUCAUUAUGUGUAGAUUCUUCAUCGGAAUCCGCAAACAAAUGUUGAACCUAGCAGAAUAACUAGCAGAAUCCAAAUAGAUUUGAAAUUUCCAAACCGAGGGGUAGGCCGGCGCGCGCUGGCCUGAGCGGC